Molecule: messenger RNA, 1185 nt
Organism: Durio zibethinus
Lineage: Eukaryota; Viridiplantae; Streptophyta; Magnoliopsida; Malvales; Malvaceae
Product: glutathione S-transferase T1-like
Source: RefSeq, a predicted model, not a curated record
AUUUUUAAAAAAAUUAAAAACAAAAAAAAAUAAAAACUAUAGAUCAGACCAAAAUCAGAGGCUCCUCCAAUUCUCCUUAUCCUUAUAGUCAACAAGCUUAAACAAAGGCAGAAGAUAACGGAUGCACCAUCUAUCAACACCCAAGUCACAAAGAGAGAGGGAAAAGCAAAGAUCAACGGGAAAAUGAAGCUCAAAGUUUAUGCAGAUCGAAUGUCCCAACCAACUCGCGCUGUCAUCAUCUUCUGCAAGGUGAAUAAUAUAGACUUUGAGGAGAUCAAAGUAGAUAUCUUUAAGCGUCAGAAUUUAACUCCUGAAUUCGAAGAAAUAAAUCCCAUGAAACUGUUGCCGGCCAUUGUUGAUGGAAGAUUUAAGUUGUUUGAGAGCCACGCCAUUCUUAUCUAUCUUGCUUGUGCAUUUCCUGGAGUUGCAGAUCAUUGGUAUCCAGCUGAUCUUUUCAAGAGAAGUAAGAUACACUCAGUGUUGGAUUGGCAUCACUCCAACUUACGCCAUGGGGCAGCCACGUAUGUUUUGAAUACUACACUCGCACCUGCGCUUGGUCGUCAAUUGAAUCCACAAGCAGCUGCUGAAGCUGAGAAACUUUUGUGCUCAUCUCUGUCGAAGAUAGAGUCCAUUUGGCUCAAGGGUAAUGGGCGUUUUUUGCUGGGUGGGAACCAACCAUCCAUAGCAGAUCUUAGCCUUGUCUGUGAAAUAAUGCAACUUGAGGUUUUGGAUGAGAACGAUCGCACUAGGUUAUUGGGCCCACACAAGAAAGUUCAGCAGUGGAUUGAGAAUACAAGAAAAGCUACACAACCUCACUUUGAUGAAGUGCAUGACAUCCUCAUGAAAGUCAAAGAGAAACUUCAAAUUCAGCGGUUAAAGGAAGCAAAUUAUGGUGGUGGAUCUGACAAGAAAAAGCUAUUGCAUCCAAGAAUGUGACUAGUGAAAACUGCAUUACUAGUAUUUAUCACCAGAUGUUUUGUUGUUUAAUCUUUUCUUGUCAAUAACAUAAUGGAUGAUAAGCAAUUAUUAGCUUCUAUAAAUAAUACACUUGUUUACUAUGGUUUAUACUGGCAGUCAUGUAAAAAGGUUUUUGUCAACUGUACUGCAGUAGCAGAUUCUCCUCUGUUAUUGUAUCAUUGUGUAAACAUUUAAACGUUCAUUCACCAAAGCUGUCUUGUUUGAGAG